AUGGACCUGAGCGCGGCACUGAAUGCCAUGGACGACGACUACCACUUCGGCGACGAAGAACAGGUACCGACGCAAACAGAGACCGUGGACGUUUAUUUACUACGGCCCGAAGAACCCCGCGAGAUUGAACUCAAGGACUUCACCAUCAUGAAGCCUAAGAGCAACAGAAUGAACCGCCUUGUGCGCUUUUAUCCGCGCUGUCAGAUCUCAUACCGAGCCACGCUGCCGGCCGAAGAGAAGUUGGUGGUGUCUCCUGGCGGCACCGUCACGACCACAAUGCUGCCAGAGCGUCUACCUCGCCACAACGGUGGCUUCAGCAACCCGAGCCGCAACGCGGAGAUCUUCCGCCUCAAGCGAGAGCUUCUCACAGAGUACUACGCCUCGAUGAAGGAGGACGACCGGGAAGCAGCCAUGUUUGACGCGCUCAUCGGCCAGAACGCGCACCCAGUUCAACAGCCCAGCUGGGCCAAUAGUCACAGCUAUGCUGAUCGCUUAGAGAAGAAAAGUUCCCCUUCUAUACUUCCACGUGCUCGACGACCGCUGCCAAAGUACAAACCUGUGCAGGUGGGAGGGGAAGACUUCGUUCCUCUGACAGGAGAUAAGCCAGGGAGCUUGACGCUUGACGAGCGAGUCAAGUACAUUUCUUCACUCUGGCCAGGCCUAGCGCCUGUUGACGACGACGAUGAUAUCAUGGAUUACUAUGGAAUCGAAGUCCAGAUCAUUUCCGAGGAAGAGAGGGAGAAAGAGCAGGCAGCGGAGGUGGGGGACGACACAAAGGCAGCAUUUGAUACAACAACGAGAGCCGUGGCUGCGUCAAAGUCAGCGAGUGCAGAUGGAGAAAAAAAGGAGGACGAAGCAGCCAGCAGCUCCGAGACAACAGCUCCGUCGUCUCCCGAGUUAUCGGCGGAAACGCGUAGCUCUGCGUUGCAGAAACUGAAGGAGGCAGCAGCAGAAGAUGACGACGAGAUUAAACCGAAUCCCAUCGCGACCAAGCAAGACGACUGGGUGCAGUGUGACAAAUGCCAAAAGUGGCGUCGACUACCGAAUCAAGUUAACGUGUCGGAGUUGCCGACAGUUUGGUACUGUAAGAUGAACAAAUGGGACAAACGACACAAUAAAUGCUCGGCACUGGAAGAGAAGCUCGUGGUGCUCAUGAACGGACCAGAUUUGGCGGAGUACCGUCACCGCAAGUUUAUACAGGACUUUAUCCAGCGCUGCAGACGUCUGGAUAAAUUGUCCUACCACUACAAGUACACGCACUCUCAGGACGACGAUGGCGAGCGCAAAUUCGUGCAAUGUUCGGAAUGCUUGAAACUGCGCCCGCUACUUGGUGGCAUGGAUCCGAACAAGGUGGCUGAGCCCUUCGCGUGCUGGAUGAACUGGGACGAGCUCUUGGCGAGCUGCUCGGCACCUGAAGGCCCGCUAUACCCCCGAGAGAAAUCGCGGUAUAUCUCAGCGUCGCGGAACGGGACAAACAACUUGACAAACUUCGUUGAUGACGACGUGAAGGGGAAAAAGGGAAGCAGCGAACCCGUUUCAGGCAACGGACGUGGUGGAAGCAAGCCUGGUCGGAAAGGAAAACGCAAGGCGGACAAAGAGUUAAGUGGCAGAACAGCAAAGGCCAAGAGAAAAGCAGCAGCAUGA
This is a messenger RNA of Phytophthora infestans T30-4, 1644 nucleotides long. RefSeq lists its product as uncharacterized. The coding region runs from base 1 to 1644 and encodes 547 amino acids. Gene Ontology annotation, molecular function: zinc ion binding. Lineage: Eukaryota; Oomycota; Peronosporomycetes; Peronosporales; Peronosporaceae. The transcript is spliced from 4 exons. The record is from RefSeq and is a predicted model, not a curated record.